AUGUUUUUAUCAAUCAAAACAUAAUUACUCAUCCUUAAUCUGAACUGAGUAUGAGGUGCUGUAGCAGCCAAAAUCUGGCUUCUGAGGGAGACGAAGUGGAAGUUUCGUGAACAAUUUAUCCUGUACACUCUUACCUGAUAAAUAAAGCAACGGAAGCUAAAUUUAACAAAACUAUAACUUUAUCUGGGUUCAAAGUACGUGUUCUAGGGUUUAAUAUAUUGCUAUCUGCUGAAUACGACGGAAUUUCACACUUUAAAAAGCCCCAUUUUUUGUUUUUCGAUUACAUUACAUUUAUUUAUAGAUCACUGAGAUCUCGCAUAAUGCUUUCCUUUCCUAUUGAAGGAAUUUCCUCUAUUGGACCAUUCUAAUGCCACUGGCAUGGGUGUCUAUAAUGAUAUCUACUUAAAAAUCUCAAUUUAAUGAUGGCAGUUGGUGAGCUGGGAAAACUUCUCCUUCAACUGAUUAUUGGUCUCAACCUGGUUUUAGUCAUUUUCCUUGGCUACACACUAUCUGAAAGAGCAAAUCUUUUCUCCUUUAAAUUUAGAAUUUAAAAUAGGACUUUCUCAGGCAAAGGCAAAAAGUACAAGAGAUAUCCACCCUCUGUCCAGUGCAGCAGCAAACGUUGCAGUCACAUGCUUUCAUCAGUGCUGUAAUGACCUACUCUAAAGCACAGCCCUCUCCAUUACCUGGAUCAGUGAGGAUAUUAUAAAGGCAUGGACUGUGGAGUCCAACUCUGAAUCUGAACUUGUAUCGUGUUUCUAAGGGAGGGGGUGCGCUUUAGAUUCACUGAGGAAUGAGAUUCCAUUUGGAUUAACACGUCAGAGGGCUGACUGAACCAGUAAGAACAGGGCUGGUGUAGAACUGCUGGCAGCUCAGCCAAUCAAACCUCAGUGUUACAAUGCUGCCCCCUACAGGACGUGUUGUCACUGAUUAUCAUCUGUGUCUAACAGGAAGAGGGACGUUCCGUUUCCAACAUGUGAAAGCUUUAGUUACAUCAGGGAGCUUUUAAUAUGAUUUCAAUGUAUAUUUUUCAGAAAUAUGGGACUUUCUGAUAAUAUAGACAGAGAAAAGACACAGAUGAAGAGAGAUUUGAGUCUGAUUUUAAAGACGGUUCUUAGCUGCAGUUUUUUGUGGUAGCAGUAAGUAAAAGUGAAACUAAACUACAGAUUUAGCAGGAGUCAUUACUGAGCUCAGAACAGACAGAGACAGAAUGGCGUCUGGAUCUUCUCUCCUGGAAGAGGAGCUCUCCUGUCCUGUGUGCACUGAAAUCUUCAGGGAUCCUGUUCUCCUGAGUUGCAGUCACAGCUUCUGUAAGGCCUGUCUGCAGAAGUACUGGGAACAGAAGGGAUCUCGGGAGUGCCCAGUGUGCAAGAGAAGAUCUUCAAGGGAACUACCUCCCUAUAACCUGUCUCUGAGGAAUACCUGUGAGGCGUUCUUAAAGGAGAGAAGUCAGAGAGAAAAAGCUAAAUCCGAACUCUGCAGACUGCACAGUGAGAAACUCAAACUCUUCUGUUUGGAUGAUGAUGAACCCAUUUGUGUUGACUGUUUAAGAGAACAACACAGAAAUCACAACUUCUGUCCAAUAGAGGAGGUUGCUCUGAAAUAUAAGGAGAAACUCAGGACUGCACUGGCUCCACUGCAGGAGAAGCUAAAAGCCUUUAAUGCAGUGAAACUAAUCUGUGAUCAAACAGCAGAGCACAUCAAGAGCCAGGCCCAGCACACAGAGAAACAGAUAAAGAUGGAGUUUGAGAAACUUCAGCAGUUCCUAAAAGAUGAAGAGGCAGCCAGGAUCGUUGCACUGAGGGAGGAAGAGGAGCGGAAAAGUCAGGUGAUGAAGGAGAAGAUCGAGAAGAUGACAGAAGAGAUAUCAACCCUUUCAGAACAAAUCAGAGCCAUAGAACAGGAGCUGGGAGCUGAAGACGUCUCAUUCCUGCAGGUAAGUCAUGUGUCAUAAUCACACAUAAAUCAUGUUUAUCAAUAAUCAAAUGGGAAUAUAUUACAUUGAUACAGUUUUAAUAGUCUGGGUAUUGGUUAUAGUGAUGAAAAUCACCUUUUAUUCGCCUAUUACAGAGCUACAAAGACGUGAAGAAACGGUAUGUGACCUCCAUCCUUUCUCUCUAGUUAAUCUUUUAAUCUCCUCUUUCUUUCUCUGUUCAGUUUAAACGUGAGGGGUAGUUUACAAGUACUGUAGCAUUUCAGCAAUGAUGAGUAAAAUGGGACCAGAUGGAAAAAAUUCAAAAACAAAUGUUACAUUCAUACCCAAAUGAGUGAUCAGAGUAGAUGACACAAUGAUUGCAUUUAUAUUAUGUUAAUUAUAAUGAUUCAUAUCGUUAUAAUUAAUAUAACAUCAUUAUAAUCAUGAUACAGAUAAUAGGUAAUCAAUGAUAGAAUACAAAUUGCCCCCCUCCUGUGUGUGUGUGUCCCACAGUGGGGUCGGGCUGCUUCAUAUCUGGCAGCCAGUGGGGCUGUAACGCUGGGAGGGAUGGAGCCAUUUUCUUAUAGAAUGAAGAUCUGAUGUUGCUGCUGAUAAUCUUCUAUGGUAAUGAAGCCACGCCCACAGCACAAGUGACUCCUGAAUAUUAUUGCAGAGCCCAGUGCACACUGGGGGAUCCAGAGAAGGUCUCAGGAGCGCUGAUUGAUGUGGCCAAGCACCUGGGCAAUCUGAAGUACAGAGUGUGGGAUAAGAUGCUGGGGACUGUUCAAUACAGUGAGUACUGG
Messenger RNA from Anguilla rostrata (American eel), 2718 nucleotides. Its product is annotated as E3 ubiquitin-protein ligase TRIM35-like. NCBI's taxonomy places the organism in Eukaryota, Metazoa, Chordata, Actinopteri, Anguilliformes, Anguillidae. Gene Ontology annotation, molecular function: ubiquitin protein ligase activity; zinc ion binding. The record is from RefSeq and is a predicted model, not a curated record. Gene Ontology annotation, biological process: protein ubiquitination. Bases 1211 to 1954 code for a protein of 247 amino acids. The transcript is spliced from 3 exons. Gene Ontology annotation, cellular component: cytoplasm.